Messenger RNA from Equus quagga, 4207 nucleotides. RefSeq names its product tripartite motif containing 14 (gene TRIM14). The transcript is spliced from 6 exons. Gene Ontology annotation, molecular function: zinc ion binding; protein binding. Bases 298 to 1500 code for a protein of 400 amino acids. The record is from RefSeq and is a predicted model, not a curated record. Lineage: Eukaryota; Metazoa; Chordata; Mammalia; Perissodactyla; Equidae.
ACAGUAGCAAAUGCUUGUUGGAUGUUGAAAUGACAUCCAUCUAUUGAGCACUUACUGUCUGCCAAGCACUACACUUUGUGUACUGGUCAAGAGUAACAUCAGAGCUCACAGGUCACCAUGACAAAUAUGAUAAUAAGGAAAAAGUUUGAAAUAUUGCAAGGAUUACCAAAAUGUGACACAGACACAAAGUGAGCGAAUGCUGUUGGAAAAAUGGUGCUGACAGACUUGCCUGACGCAGGGUUGCCACAAACCUUCAAUUUGUAAAGAACGCAAUGUCUGCAAAGCGCAAUAUGAGGUAUGCCUGUACCUCUCAUUCUCUACAGCAGCCCUAUGGGGUUAUCCCCCUAUUUACAGCUGAGGACACUGAGGUUUAAAGAGAAACUCACCCAAGAAUGUCUACAGCAGUUGGCGACCAAGAAGCAGCAGCAGGUUGGCAACAUAAACCAGAUUGAGGACACGGCCGGGAGGCUCCAGGCUCAUGCAGAGUCAAGUAAAACCUGGCUGACUGAAAAAUUCAGUGAACUCAGAUUACUUCUUGAUGAAGAGGAAGUGCUGGCCAAGAAAUUCAUUGAUAAAAACACGCAGCUUGCCCUCCAGCGGUACAGGGAGCAAAUCAAGUCUUGUGGGGAGCAAAUCGACGUCAUGAACGAUCUCUCCAACAGGGUGUGGAGCAUCAGCCAGGAGCCCAACCCCGUACAGCUGCUGCAGGAGUACACGGCCGCGGAGCAGGAGAUGCAGCGGCACAUGAGCCUGGGGGAGCUGUGCCACCCGGUGCCCCUCUCCUUCGAGCCCGUCAAGAGCUUCUUUAAGGGCCUCAUGGAAGCCAUGCAGGGCGUGUUACAGACGCCACUGGACGUUCGCCUUAAGGAAAACAUGAACUGCCAGCUCUCGGGCUCCUCCAGCACCAAGCCAGGCUCCUUGUUGAAAACAAGCCCCUCACCAGAGCGAUCCCUCUUCUUAAAAUACGCGCGGACGCCCUCGCUGGACCCGGACACGAUGCACGCGCGCCUGCGCCUCUCGGCCGACCGCCUGACGGUGCGCUGCGCGCUGCUGGGCCGCCUGGGGCCGGCGCCCGCGGCGCGCUUCGACGCGCUGUGGCAGGUGCUGGGCCGCGACUGCUUCGCCGCGGGCCGCCACUACUGGGAGGUGGACGUGCAGGAGGCGGGCGCCGGCUGGUGGGCGGGCGCGGCCUACGCCUCGCUGCGGCGCCGCGGGGCCUCGGCCGCCGCCCGCCUGGGCUGCAACCGCCAGUCGUGGUGCCUGAAGCGCUACGACCUGGAGUACUGGGCCUUCCACGACGGCCAGCGCAGCCGCCUGCGGCCCCGCGGCGACCCCGAGCGGCUCGGCGUCUUCCUGGACUACGAGGCCGGCGUGCUCGCCUUCUACGACGUGACGGGCGGCAUGAGCCACCUACACACCUUCCGCGCCGCCUUCCAGGAGCCGCUCUACCCGGCCCUGCGGCUCUGGGAGGGCGCCAUCAGCAUCCCGCGGCUGCCCUAGGCCGAGCCCCGAGAGGCCGCCCUGGGUCCCGGCGGCUCCGGCCUCCCCCAACCCAGCCCGGGCUGGGCAGCCGCCUACUCUUAAGCACCCUCUCCCCACCAGCCAGGCCCUGUGCUUUGAAGAGUUCCUCUGCUGGGCUGGGUUCACAUGCGCCCUACACACAGGCCCUCUGCCGCUGCUCUCUCCCCAGGCCUCCCCCCCGCCACCAGGACACCCAUACUGCACUCCUUUCAGUCCAGGCGCCUGAAAGCACACCCCACAGGGAGCCGUGGCAGAAGGCACUAUCCUCAGCCUCCCACCUCCUCGUGCAGCACCCAGAACGCCUGCCACAUAGUAGGCACACAGUAAAUAUGUGAAUGAAUGGGAGUCACCCAGCCCUGACUCUUUAUCCCUUGACGGUCCGUUGGGUCUGCCUCCUCUUCACUCUACAGCUUGUCCAUGUCACCUCCUGGCCUGACCAUCCUCCUCGUCCACCCUAAGCCAGAGGGCUCUCACACCUCACUGCACUGCUUAGAGCUAUCAAGAGGUUCCCAAGGACUACAGGGGAGAAAACGAGCACUUUACCUUAGCAUUCAAGGCUUUUCUAGUCUGACCCAAACGACUUAUCCUCAUGGAGUUCCUGCAGCUAUUUUCAGUGGCUCUUCGCUCCAGAAGGGUGUCACACAGCCCCACCUCUACACUUUGCUGCUGUCCUCCCCGGGACCCCAUACACACACAGGCAAGUCCUUUCUUCCUCCCUCUGCCUGUCUCAGUCUUCCCCGGGCUUAGCUGCCCCGGGAGGUCCCCCCAAGCCACAAGAACCUCUCUUACUGUCAGGGCCACGAAUCUGCGACCUGUCUUUGCAACUAGAUUGGAGGCUAAGAGCAGUUACGUCCUCAUACCCUGCCACCCUCCCAGGCAGUGAGUGAAGGGCCAGCUGGCUAUCGUUGAAGGGCAGGAUAGCUCAGCUGGGAGGGCCUCACAGAUCGCCCAGCCUGACCUCACUACAUUUGGGGAGAUUAAGGUCCUGAAAGAAAGUUGCUUCAAGUCCCCCGUGGUGAUUAAGAGCUGGGCCACCCCAACCCCCAGGCAAGUGUCUGACUUGCCCCCUGGCCCAGACCUUCAGGCCCAGCUCUCAACCUGGGAGAUUUUACUGCUCAUUCAUUUCUCAGGGGAUGUUAAGAAAGCAGCAGGUGACCGUUGCUAAACAACCGCAGGCAGUUUUCUCAACUGUCAUGGAAUCCAAAGGAGAGGAGCUACAGUGGAGGUUGGGCGGCCGGCCCCGACAACCCCUUGCUCCUCAGAUCCCGAUGUUGCCAAGGAAACCCAGAGAGCCCCGCUUUCCAGAAGGAAGUGACGGCAUCAAGAAGGCCAGCUCCUCCAGCAGGGAGGGAACAGCCUCUUUCCAGGGUCUGUGCCUCAGUCCUGAAGGCUCAGCGUCCUGAUUUGUCAAGUUCCCCGGGGGGUUUUAAAGUUAUAUUGUGUUAAGUAUCUUCUUAGGCGCUUGGCAGGAGGCCAGCAGUCAGGCGCGGAAAUGCACACUGAAUCUCCCUCCUGGUUUAACAGACUCUUGGUGCAUUAAUUGGUUUGAACCAUAUAAAAGUGCCAAUUUCCAAGUUUUUGACCUAAAAAUGGUACUUUCAUAUGGGGCAAUGUAAUACAAGUAGAAGGAACCUCAAAAGUGCCUUUAGUUCUAACCAAAUCAUUUAAAGCUGUAGCUCAGACAGCUGUCUAAGCACUCUGCUCCAGGAAUCCUGAGGAAAGGGAACUUGAUUCUCCCGGGGCGCCCGGAGCUGGAUUCUGACAGGAGAGGGCAUCCUGACAGAAGCCGAUGGGUACACGUGACCCACAUCCCUGCCAACCAAGGCUGCCCCAGGCCCCCGCCACGGGGCCGGGCACUGGCAGCACGUGCGAGUUUGUCAGCGCUGUUCUAAUGCUUUGCUAUUCACUCACUCGAUCCUCGCAUCAUCCCUAGGAGGUAGAAAGUUACCCCAGUUCUACAUAUGGCAAAACUGAGGCCCUGAGGAGUAACUUUACCAAGGUCACACAGCUCACGGUGGCGCUGGACUCUGUGCUCAGGUCUGCAGGCCGUACGCCGUCUCUGGCGCCACCUGUCCUCUGGCCCCUCCCUUGUCGGGCCUUUGACACUUCGAUUCGCCUGGUUACUCCGAGGGACUAGAGUCCACCUUUGGGUUACCUUCCUUGGGCUCUGAGAGGAGGUCUUACACCCAAAGGGGGAUUUGAGAGUUUGCAUUCAUGUAGCAGAAACAGAGCUGGGAUGAGACUGUAAAGGAUGACAACUGGCUUUUAUCACCCCCCGCUCUGGGCCAAGGCCUGUGCUAGUCAGGAAACUGCAGUUUUGGUCCACAAUCAAUUGUGACCUCUGCCCAGUCAUUUUUACUUCUUAGAGCAUCAUGUGUAAAGUGGGGGUAAUGACUCCACCUACCAGUGCUGUGCGGCUCAAAUGAGCCAUAGAGUAUGAACCUGCCUUCCAAACCGCCCCGUGCUGCACACACCAGGCCUCUGAGCACCCCGGUGGAGCUCCGCUGUGCCUGACACGGUGCCGAGACAGCUGAUGCUCCCCGUGGAAGGGUACUGAUCACCUGUUCUCUUUCAGAUUUGAAUCUGUACAAAUUUCUUUAUUGAUACAGCAAAUGGCUUGCAGAUAUUUUCAAAUGACGGCAAUUUUCUAAUAUGUGGUUUGUUUUAAUAAAAUAUGAAUACUGUC